This is a messenger RNA of Pseudomassariella vexata, 1077 nucleotides long. RefSeq lists its product as uncharacterized. The transcript has 7 exons. Lineage: Eukaryota; Fungi; Ascomycota; Sordariomycetes; Amphisphaeriales; Pseudomassariaceae. The record is from RefSeq and is a predicted model, not a curated record. The coding region runs from base 1 to 1077 and encodes 358 amino acids.
AUGGGCGAAAUAGUUCAUACGAAAGUUUGUGGGGAAGAGACUCGACAACGCAGUCAAUUGGAAAAGAGGAUGCCCACUGACUCUGUUUGGGAGAUUGCGCAAAUCUCACAGCAUACACUCUCAACUACUCAAAUAAAACAUCCCCUUAUCCGUGCUGUACCUCCAAGAUGCCCCCAAAACGAAGUCGGUCUCAGAAGGACUCCCGACGCACAGAAGCCGACUGGCAGAGAGAAGAAGAGUCGCAAGUUCAAUGACGCCGAGAAAAGCACUUUCGGCUCUGACAAAGGCAACUCGGAGGAUGAGUUCGAGAACCGAGAGCCAGAACGAGACUACGGCAAAGACGAAGACGACCAAGUCAAUGAGGAUGAACUUCAGACACAAUAUGAUGAGCAGAUUGCCAGCAAAGACAGCAUCACCUUGAAGCCGCUACGGACAUCCAGACCAUUGAUGAUUACAGAAUAUUAUCGAAAACCAAGUGAGUCGUUUGUCAGCUUACUUACGUUGGUUCCGUUGCUCACAUUAGACAUCAGCUCGGUAUUCGACAUCGAGUUCAGGAAGACCCGCGAUGAGAAGGUCUUAAAUCAGUUGUGGGCCGCAGUGGCCGCAAUAGCGCAUUGGCUCUACCUCGAAGAGCCCGGCCCCUGGAUGGCCAUAGAUGAUGGCGAUCGCAUGAAUGCCACUGUAGGUCUCAUCGGCAAAGCCUUUGUGAGCGCGUUGAACGACCUCGAUCGGUCCGGCAUGCUCAAGUCAGAUUCUGCAACCAAGGUCCGAGGACUCGUCAUGUCGGUGUGCCUGGAAUGGUUGGAGGGGCUGGAUGAUUACGGUGUCGAUGAGGAGCUCGCUUGGCGUAAAGAGAUCGUUGUAUAUGCCAAGAAAGCCGAUAUCAACCUCGAACGCACUAUUACUACGGCAUCAGAGAAAUAUGGCAAGAUCGGCGGAGAUCAUCACAACAUCAUGAAGAUGUCGCGUAAAGAGCGAGCGUCGUAUGCUUUCAACAAGAAGCAUCCGCUUGCGCAGUUCUCGGAGAAGCGAAUACGGAACGGUAAUCUAAUACCUGGCUGGUACUACCUAAUCUGA